GGGGAUGGUGGAGCAGGCGCAGAAAGAGAGAGCCGGAAGAUUGAAUAAGUGCAACCAAUACAAAUGGCUGGACUUCCAAGAAGAGCAAGACAGGCUACCGCAGCCCCCAAGGAGGAUAUGUCUUUCAUGAGUGUGUCUGAGUCUGAAGAAGACACACAAGAGGAAGAUGAAUGGAAACCAGAAGCUAAAGUUCCUAAAACUAAGAGACAACAAAAACCAGCAAAGUUGCCAUCGACUAAAGCAUCAACAAAAAAGACUACAGCUAAACCAAGGAAGAAAAAAAUCAUUGAACUUUCUGGGAAUACAGAGAAAUCAGAGGAAUUGUCAGCAUCCAAGGCAACUGCAGGGCGAAAAAUUAAAAGCGAGAGACUGUCAAUGACACUUGAUGGAGAAAUUAGUCAAGGUGGGUUACAAGCUCAGCCAAUCAAACAAGAAAAUUCACAACUAAAGAAAGCUACGCCAAUCAAGACCAAGUCUCCAAAGCUUGAAUCUAAGGCAUUCCGAGUGAAGGAAGAAAGAUUAAGUAUGGGAAUUGAUGCGUUUCCCUCCACAAGCACUUUGCACAAGGACCUAGAAGUGAAGAAGGAGGAACCUUCAGAUGAUUUCACAUUUGGAGAACCUCCAUUAAAAAAGUUGAAGACAUCUUCUGAUCCUUCAGGGAAGCCGGUGAAGCAAGUUAACUCCAGUAGUGGUCAUGAGGGAAAUGAAAUGAACUGGAACUUUGUUGAGGUUUUGUCAGAGAAAACAAAUGUUGAAACCUGGGUUUGUUCAAAUCUGAUCAAGCUUUUUCAAGAUGAAAAUACUAUCCCGUUUAUUGCACGGUAUAGAAAGGAACUUAUCAACAAUCUAGAUGCAGAGGCCUUGCGGGAAGUACAGCACGGGUUAGAGGAGUUACGUUCCGUCGCCAAGAAAGCACAUAAUGUGAUAGAAAAACUUAAGAAAGAAGGCAAACUUAAUUCCUAUGUCCACACAGCCAUGUUAAACUGCAAAACAACGGAUGAAAUUGAGCAUGUGUAUGCUCCAUUCAAAACUGGAAGCAAAGGUACAAAAGCACAGAGAGCCAGACAGCUUGGACUCGAGCCUGCAGCAAAGGCUUUGAUUGAAACGCCAACACAGCUAAACCUAGCAAUGUAUAUUAACCAGACGAUGAAAGGAAUUUUAAAUCUGGAAGAAGUAGAGUGUGGAGUGCAGCAUAUCCUAGCCGACAUGAUUGCUAAGGACAAAGACACAUUGGAGCACAUCAGAAAUCUAUGUAAAGUAAAUUACGUCACAAUCAGUUCUACACUGGCCAAGAUGACAGAGAAGGAAAAGAAGGAAAAUACAAAAGGAAACACGAAAGAUAUUGAUAAAUUUCACUUAUAUCACGACUUUAAUUCAAAUGUAAAUAGAAUACAGCACCAUCAGAUUCUGGCCAUUAACCGAGGGGAAAAUCUGAAAAUACUGACAGUAAAGGUCAACAUUCCUGACAGAGUGAAGGAUGCGUUCUCUAGGUGGUGUGUGAAUGUAAGAUGGAGACCAAAGCAAUAUGCUAGACCAGAGCUGAUGAAAAUACUCCAUAAUUCUGUUGAAGAUUCUUACAAACGUCUUAUUUAUCCUCUACUCUGUAGGGAGAUUAGGUCAAAACUAACAACAGAUGCUGAAAAGGAAUCCAUUAUGAUGUUUGGAAGGAAUCUCCGACAGUUGCUUCUUGCAAACCCGGUCAGAGGGCGUACCAUAUUGGGAGUUGAUCCUGGAUAUAAACAUGGCUGCAAAUUGGCCGUUAUAUCACCCACAAAUCAGAUUCUUCAUACUGAUGUUGUGUAUUUACAUACUGGGCCUGGACGGGGAAUCCAAGAAUCUGAGAAAAUAAAAAGGCUGUUGCUUCAUUUUAACUGUUUUACAAUAGCUAUUGGAAAUGGGACGGCAUGCAGAGAAACAGAAAGAUAUUUUGCUGAUCUAAUUCAAAGAAGAUUUUUUGCACCUCUUGAUGUUGCAUAUUGUAUCACCAAUGAGGCAGGUGCUUCCAUAUACAGUGUGAGUCCAGAAGCUGCAAAAGAGAUGCCAGACCUAGACCCCAACCUACGGAGCGCAGUUUCCAUAGCAAGACGUGUACAAGAUCCAUUAGCUGAGCUUGUGAAAAUUGAGCCCAAACACAUUGGAGUUGGAAUGUACCAGCACGACGUCUCUCAGACAUUGUUGAAAGCUACUCUGGACAGUGUGGUCGAGGAGUGUGUCAGCUUCGUGGGAGUGGAUAUAAACAUCUGCUCGGAAACCCUGUUGAGGCAUAUUGCUGGAUUGAAUUCUGCGAGGGCUAAAAAUAUUGUUGAAAGAAGAGAGAAGAAUGGACCCUUUAUAAAUCGUGAGCAACUCAAGAGUGUCAAAGGCCUAGGGCCCAAAUCCUUCCAGCAGUGUGCCGGCUUCAUUAGAAUAAACCAGGAAUUUGUUAGGAACUUAUGCAGGGACCAAGCAGGAGCGCAGGCCAGUGUGGAAACUAACAUUUCAAAGCCGGGUAAAAAGGCAACAAAAACUGCUUCAAACAUUGUUGCUCGGCCAAAUCCUUUGGAUGAAACCUGUGUGCACCCUGAGUCGUAUGGCUUAGCAAUGAAGUUUAUGUCCCUUGUGGGUGGAAAUUCAAAUGAUAUCGGAACAGAGAAAAUGCAAAAGGAUGUGAAUAAUUUUAUUCAAAAAGAAUGCAUAGAACCAGUAGCACAGAAACUGAAUACAACUGUACACACAUUACAACUAAUUAUUGAUGGUCUCUGUCAGCCAGAAGGCUAUGAUAUUCGUACAGAAUUUGACAAAACUGACUUUAAGAGAAAUAUUGUCUGUCUUGAAGAUCUAAGCGUUGGAACAGUCCUAACAGGAAAAGUGGAAAACGCUACAUUGUUUGGGGUUUUCGUUGAUGUUGGCGUAGGGAAAGCCGGAUUGAUACCUAUGCGGUAUAUAACGGAGGCAAAGCUUUCUAAAGAGAAGAGAAGAAGAAGCCUUGGAUUGGGUCCUGGUGAACGAGUAGAAGUCAGAGUAAUCAAUAUUGAUACUAAACAAUCCAAGAUUACUCUCGAUCUUCUGCGUGUUAUAUAACAUGUCAAUUGCCUCAGAGUUUUAGAGACUUCAUUCAAAUUUGUCAUCAAAAUACUGGCCUGGUGCAUACAUAACAUUCUCUUACCCCCACUAAAAUGCUUUUUUUAUGUAUUUUACUUUUUUAAGAGACAAAUACUCAAAACUAUACAUGGAAAAAUCACAUUUUUGUUUGUUUUCUCUUAAUAGUUUUAUCAUUUACUGAAAUUGUUGUUUGAGUUUGUUCUGCAAUUACAUUAACUUACCGUAUGCUAAUAACACAUUUUCUUAAGCUUCAGGUGCCUUCAAUUAAAGUAAAAAAAACGGCAACUGUUAUAAAUCAAUACAAUCUAAGACAUUUGAA
This is a messenger RNA of Bombina bombina (fire-bellied toad), 3400 nucleotides long. RefSeq names its product S1 RNA binding domain 1 (gene SRBD1). The record is from RefSeq and is a predicted model, not a curated record. The transcript is spliced from 22 exons. Gene Ontology annotation, biological process: nucleobase-containing compound metabolic process; translation. NCBI's taxonomy places the organism in Eukaryota, Metazoa, Chordata, Amphibia, Anura, Bombinatoridae. The coding region runs from base 64 to 3060 and encodes 998 amino acids. Gene Ontology annotation, molecular function: mRNA binding; structural constituent of ribosome.